This is a messenger RNA of Adineta ricciae, 3240 nucleotides long. The record is from the annotation of a GenBank genome assembly. Lineage: Eukaryota; Metazoa; Rotifera; Eurotatoria; Adinetida; Adinetidae.
AUGUCAGUAUUUGUGACAAAUGCGACGAAAGGUGGUGAUAGCGGAGCAACAGGAUCAUCGGGAAAAAUGUUUGUGAAAGGUGCACCUGAGUCAGUGAUCGAUCGAUGUACCCAUAUUCGAUGUGGAACACAAAAGGUGCCCAUGACUCCACGGCUCAAACAAGAAGCCAUGAAACUAGUUCAUCAGUAUGGAACAGGUGGCGAUACUCUUCGAUGCUUGGCACUUGGUACAAUUGAUGAACCAAUGCGAAAACAAGAGAUGGAUUUGGAUGAUUCGAGAAAAUUCAUCACUUAUGAAACGAACAUCACAUUUGUUGGUGUUGUGGGUAUGCUUGAUCCACCACGUUCGGAAGUCGUUGACGCCAUUGCCCGAUGUCGUGAUGCUGGCAUUCGCGUCAUUAUGAUUACAGGUGAUAACAAAAAUACCGCUGAAGCUAUCUGCCGCCGAAUUGGUAUCUUUCAAGAAGGACAGAAUACGCGAGGCAAAGCAUUCAGUGGUCGGGAAUUUGAUGACCUAUCGACAGAAGAUCAAUCAGACGCAUGCCGUCACGCAAAAAUGUUCGCUCGUGUCGAUCCUGCACACAAAUCUAAAAUUGUCGAAUAUCUACAGUCACAUGGUGAAAUCACAGCUAUGACUGGUGACGGUGUCAAUGAUGCACCUGCAUUGAAAAAAGCCGAGAUCGGUAUUGCCAUGGGUUCGGGUACUGCUGUCGCCAAAACAGCUUCCGAGAUGGUCCUAGCUGAUGACAACUUCUCGUCGAUCGUUGCUGCUGUCGAAGAAGGUCGAGCUAUCUACAACAACAUGAAACAGUUUAUUCGUUAUUUGAUCUCAUCAAACAUCGGCGAGGUCGUGUGUAUCUUUUUGACUGCUGCACUUGGCUUGCCUGAAUCGUUGAUUCCAGUGCAACUGUUGUGGGUGAACUUGGUGACAGAUGGUUUGCCAGCAACAGCUCUUGGUUUCAAUCCACCUGAUUUGGAUAUAAUGGAACGUCCACCACGUAAUCCAAAAGAAUCGCUGAUCACACCAUGGUUAUUCUUUCGUUACAUGGCUGUCGGAACAUACGUCGGCUUUUCUGUGGUCUGCAGUGCGACAUGGUGGUCAAUGGACGCAGCCAAUGGCCCUAAACUUUCUUAUUGGCACUUGGAGCUGGCACAGUGGGUGCCUCCUGCUGGUAAGAUCUUCCAUCCCUUGAGUGUAGUGCAUGAUUUGAACACAUUCUUCUUACUUGAUUUCAGGUGGUACGUGUCGUAUCACGAUGGACCACUGUUGUCAUGGACGCAGCUGACACAUCAUUUCAAAUGUCGCGGUGGUGGUAAAGAAUGGGAAGAUAUUGAUUGUGACGUUUUCGACGAUCCACAUCCCAUGACAAUGGCCCUAUCAGUACUCGUCACAAUUGAAAUGUUAAACGCACUGAACAGUUUAUCCGAAAAUCAAUCUCUUGUGAGAAUGCCUCCAUGGAUCAAUCAAUACCUUCUCUAUGCUAUUGCUCUAUCCAUGUCAUUACACAUGAUGAUUCUCUACGUUCCAAUGUUUAAUACCGUAUUUCAAAUCUGUCCUUUGACAUUGGAAGAAUGGUUUGCGGUGCUGAAAAUCUCUUUUCCUGUCAUCUUACUUGAUGAAACAUUGAAAUUCGUCGCUCGACGAUAUGUCGAUAGUAAGUUCCAUCCUACGCAUGAUCUUCCAAAANGUGGUGAUAGCGGAGCAACAGGAUCAUCGGGAAAAAUGUUUGUGAAAGGUGCACCUGAGUCAGUGAUCGAUCGAUGUACCCAUAUUCGAUGUGGAACACAAAAGGUGCCCAUGACUCCACGACUCAAGCAAGAGAUACUACAUUUAGUUCAUCAAUAUGGAACAGGUGGCGAUACUCUUCGAUGCUUGGCACUUGGUACAAUUGAUGAACCAAUGCAAAAACAAGAUAUGGCUUUGGAAGACUCAUCACAAUUUGCAAAAUAUGAGACGAACAUCACGUUUGUUGGUGUUGUGGGUAUGCUUGAUCCACCACGUGAAGAAGUUCAUGAAGCUAUUGCUCGGUGUCAUAAUGCGGGAAUCCGUGUCAUUAUGAUUACAGGUGAUAACAAAAAUACCGCUGAAGCUAUCUGCCGCCGAAUUGGCCUUUUCAGCGAGACAGAAGAUACACGAGGCAAAGCAUUCAGCGGUCGUGAAUUCGAUGAUCUCACAACAACUGAACAGUCAGAGGCUACUUAUUACGCAAAAAUGUUCGCUCGUGUCGAUCCUGCACACAAAUCUAAAAUUGUCGAAUAUCUACAGUCACAUGGUGAAAUCACAGCUAUGACUGGUGACGGUGUCAAUGAUGCACCUGCAUUGAAAAAAGCCGAGAUCGGUAUUGCCAUGGGUUCGGGUACUGCUGUCGCCAAAACAGCUUCCGAGAUGGUCCUAGCUGAUGACAACUUCUCGUCGAUCGUUGCUGCUGUCGAAGAAGGUCGAGCUAUCUACAACAACAUGAAACAGUUUAUUCGUUAUUUGAUCUCAUCAAACAUCGGCGAGGUCGUGUGUAUCUUUUUGACUGCUGCACUUGGCUUGCCUGAAUCGUUGAUUCCAGUGCAACUGUUGUGGGUGAAUUUGGUGACAGAUGGUUUGCCAGCAACAGCUCUUGGUUUCAAUCCACCCGAUUUGGAUAUAAUGGAACGUCCACCACGUAAUCCAAAAGAAUCGCUGAUCACACCAUGGUUAUUCUUUCGUUACAUGGCUAUCGGAUGUUAUGUUGGUUUUGCUGUAGUAUGGAGUGCUUCGUGGUGGUCUAUGAGCGCUACAAAUGGUCCUAAGUUGUCAUACUGGCAUUUGAAAAAUCAUUUUAAAUGUCGAGCUGGUGGAAAAGAAUGGGAAGGCGUAAAUUGCUCAGUGUUCGAUGAUCCACAUCCAAUGACAAUGGCAUUAUCAGUGCUCGUCACAAUUGAAAUGUUAAAUGCCCUCAAUAGUUUAUCAGAAAAUCAAUCUCUUUUGAAAAUGCCUCCAUGGACAAAUAAGUAUCUACUGGGCGCUAUUGCUCUAUCCAUGUCGUUACACAUGAUGAUCCUCUACAUUCCAAUGUUCAAUACUGUGUUUCAAAUUUGUCCGUUGUCAUGUGAAGAAUGGCUCGCUGUUAUAAAAAUCUCUUUACCAGUUGUGCUACUAGACGAACUACUGAAAUUCAUCGCACGACAGUAUCUCGAUCGUGGUAACAAAUCAAAACAUGUGACUUCAAUCAAUAAAAUAUCAAAGCAUCAAACAUCCCAUAUCGAAUAG